This is a messenger RNA of Sinocyclocheilus anshuiensis, 996 nucleotides long. RefSeq names its product DnaJ (Hsp40) homolog, subfamily C, member 30b (gene dnajc30b). The record is from RefSeq and is a predicted model, not a curated record. The transcript has a single exon. NCBI's taxonomy places the organism in Eukaryota, Metazoa, Chordata, Actinopteri, Cypriniformes, Cyprinidae. Bases 36 to 713 code for a protein of 225 amino acids.
UUUGCCGGAUGUAGGUGUCUGGAUCUGCAGUGGCCAUGGCGGAGGUCAGCGGCUGUUUGAGGAGCGGAGCACACAAACUCUCUGUCGCUAUAACACUACGGAGACGUUAUCAUCAUCUGUCCGCGGCGGAUGAGUUUACGAGCCCUGCCGGUUCUGACAGGACUCACGGAGUGACCAAACAACCGCGGAUCCGAGGCUACCGCACCGGACCGCGCGAGGAGCACCGGAGCCCAACCGCCUACUACGACAUCCUGAGGGUUUCGCCGAGCGUCACGCCAGCGCAGAUCAAGAGCGCCUAUUAUAAACAGUCCUUCAUCCAUCACCCGGACCGGAACCGGAACCGCAGCGAGGACGCGGCGCGGCUCUUCGCGCUCGUCGCUGAAGCCUACAGUGUGCUCGGCGACAGCGGCCUCCGGAGGAAGUACGACCGCGGGAUACUCAACCGGACCGACGUGCAGAGCGCCGGGAGACCGUCGACGCCUCGCCGCGCCCCUGACGCGAGCGCUCACUUCGACUUCGACGCGUUCUAUCAGGCGCAUUACGGCGAGCAGCUGCAGAGAGAGCAGCAGAUGAGACGCAGGCGAGAGCAGACGCGCCGCCAGCAGCAGCAGCAGCAGCAGCUCAGGGCCUGGAGACGGAUGAAGAUGAACGAGGUCACGGUCGCCUUCCUGCUGCUCUGCGGAGGCGGCAUUCUUAUCAGCCUGAGGUCUUGAAUCAGCGUCGACGAGGUUUGAUCGUAAAUGCUUCGUAGACAUGAACUCCGUUAACCGUGGAAGAAGAAGCAUUUCGGCCGUCUGAGACACAUUUUGUGAAUCCUAGAAAAUGCAUCAUAAAUCUGUAACUGAUUAAUGACCAUUGCCAUCAAAGUUCACCUGCUAUGAGGUUAAUUUUUAAUAUACACUACCAGUCAGACAGUUUUGAACGGUGAGAUUUUUCAUGUGUUUAAAGAAGUCUCUUCUGCUCGGCAAGCCUGCAUUGAUUUGAUCAGAAAUACAG